AUGUCUUGGCAAGGUAUCGAGGUCCCGAUCCUUAGUUCCGAGCUGCAGCCCAUCCAACCCUGCCACUUUAACUCUCUGUCACAACAUGCUGCAACGCCCAGGGACAAAGUCUCUCCGGCAGAGAUGAAAAUUAUCGUCGAUUCCUUCAAGCCUACUUCUCGUGAUGAUGAAGUGAAGGAGGUGCAGGCUAACGGGUUUUUCGUGGCCGGGGAGAAAUACGUUGCUUUACGAUCAGACGACUCGCGCCUUUAUGGCAAGAAGGGUAAAGAAGGCAUUGUGAUUGUAAAAACGAAAAAGGCACUACUCAUCGCACAUUACCCGGAAACCGUGCAGCCCGGCGCCGCGACCAACACCGUCGAGACCCUCGGCGAUUAUCUCAGCGGAUUAGGCUACUAA
Messenger RNA from Uncinocarpus reesii 1704, 396 nucleotides. RefSeq names its product profilin-2. The record is from RefSeq and is a predicted model, not a curated record. Gene Ontology annotation, cellular component: cell cortex. Gene Ontology annotation, molecular function: actin monomer binding. The coding region runs from base 1 to 396 and encodes 131 amino acids. The transcript has 4 exons. NCBI's taxonomy places the organism in Eukaryota, Fungi, Ascomycota, Eurotiomycetes, Onygenales, Onygenaceae.